CACACGUAGUUCAAAGACCGCGUUUGCAAUGUAGCAAAAAAUAAUUCGCAUAACAACCAUGGAUAACAAGUAAUGUUUGCGAUGUGAGGUGCAAUUUGUUAUUUAUUUGCGUUAAUUUAUUAUAAACGUCGAAACAAUCAAUGAUAACCGAAGUCACAACGUCGUUAUCGAUACAUCAUACAUCACAUGUGGCAAUGACUAGUAUUUCUUGGUCGAGACCCAAUAACUCGAAAUAAUUUUAUCAUCGCACGGCAUGCGUCAAGGUGACGCGUACAAUUGGUAAACCGUCGAGAUGAAGGAAGUGAAUUUGGCCACGAAGGGCCCUGACGAAAAGGAUGAUCCACUCAGUCCAACUUUUGUGGAAAGUGACGAUAAAACGAAAAAAGAGAAGAAAGUUGAAGAAUUCCCGCCGGUCCCAUAUUUCUCACUGUUUCGCUAUGGCACCGCCCUGGACAAAUUUUUGAUCUUCCUUGGAACAGUAUCAGCCGUUGUCACGGCUGUAUGCCAGCCGCUGAAUAUGUUGGUAUUUGGUGAUUUAACCGGCGACAUGAUUGAAUACGCACAAGCAACUUUGAAAUCCGAUGCAGACAUGGACAAAGCUCGCGAUAAACUGGAAGACGCCAUCAUAUGGUUCGUGAUUUACAAUUGUGCCAUUGGUGUAGGCAUGUUGGUCUUCAGCUACAUAUCAACACUUCUGUUUAAUUACACCGGUAUUCGCCAGAGUUUUCGAAUUCGGUCGCUUUAUUUGGAGCGUGUACUUAACCAGGAUGUCAGUUGGUAUGAUGUGCAUCAAUCUGGAGAUUUUGCCAGUCGUAUGGGAGAUGACCUGUUGAAAUUGGAAGAAGGUAUUGGAGAGAAAGUCGUCAUGUUUUUGCAUUUCCAACUGUCGUUUGUUGGUUGUCUGGUGAUGGCGUUGAUCAAGGGAUGGGAAUUGGCAUUGAUUUGUUUGAUCUCUUUACCAGUUACAAUGAUUUCCAUGGGUAUUGUUGCAUAUUUGACUUCGAAAUUAUCCAAAAACGAAUUGGAAGCCUACGGACAAGCGGGUACCAUUGCCGAAGAAGUUUUCAGCAUAGUCCGAACAGUCUUGGCGUUUGGUGGUCAAAAAAAGGAACAAGAUCGUUAUGAAAAACAUUUAGUUUUUGCUAGAGACAACAACAUUAGACGUUCUAUGUUGACCGGUAUUGGUUUCGGUAUUUUGUGGUUCUGCAUCUAUGCUAGUUACGCUCUUGCUUUCUGGUAUGGCGUGGGUCUUAUCAUCGAUGAAAGAAAAGAAAUUGCAGAUCCAGAAAAACGCACUUACACACCAGCCAACAUGGUUACGGUGUUCUUCAGCGUGAUGUCGGGCAGCAUGAAUUUCGGCAUGUCUUCUCCCUACAUUGAAGUAUUCGGCGUGGCACGUGGUGCGGCCGCUAAAAUCUUCGGAGUCAUCGACGCCAUCCCAAAAAUUAACUCCUCCAAAGGCAAGGGUGUACAACCUGAUAAAUUCGAGGGAAAUAUCGUCUUUGAAGAUAUUAAAUUUAACUAUCCGUCAAGACCUGAUGUGGAGAUUUUGAGAGGUUUGAAUUUGACAAUCAAAGCUGGUCAGACUGUGGCGUUGGUAGGAAGUUCCGGAUGUGGAAAAUCAACCUGUAUCCAACUGAUUCAAAGAUUCUACGAUCCGGAUGUAGGCACUGUGUAUUUAGAUGGUCAAGAUCUGACAACUUUAGAUCUAUCUCUUUUGAGGAGCAACAUUGGCGUGGUUGGACAGGAACCUGUCCUCUUUGGUACCACAAUCGCAGAAAACAUUCGUUAUGGCUACAAAUGGGCCACAAUGGAAGACAUUGAACGUGCAGCAAAGAAAUCCAACGCGCAUAAGUUUAUCUCUGCCCUUCCGGAAGGAUACAAUACAAUGGUGGGCGAACGCGGUGCUCAGCUUUCCGGUGGACAGAAACAACGCAUUGCUAUUGCGCGUGCGCUUGUUCGGGAACCCAGUAUUCUACUUUUGGAUGAAGCCACUUCAGCUUUGGACACCAACAGCGAGGCCAAAGUGCAAGCAGCUUUAGAUAACGCGAGUAAGGAUUGCACAACCAUCAUCAUUGCUCAUCGCUUAUCAACCAUCCGUGGCGCCAACCGUAUUGUCGUGAUCAAGGAAGGUCAAGCUGUCGAAGAUGGAACACAUGCUGAACUCAUGGCUCUGCAAAAGGAAUACUAUCAUUUAGUAACAAACCAAGUGGCUACAGUUGACGAAGAUGAUAAUCAAGUUGUUGCUAUUGAUGAAACUGAAGAAGACGACGUUACGCCUGAUCACUCUGGUCCCCGAGAAGUUGAAGAAGAAGAUGCUCUUAUUAAGGAUGUUUCUCUUAUGAAGGUCAUAAGUUUAAACAAACCAGAAUUGCUGCAGAUUGUUAUCGGUGUUAUAGCCUCUGCGUUUAUGGGUUUCGCUAUGCCAAUCUUUGCAGUUCUCUUCGGUGAUAUUCUCGGUGUGCUGCAAUAUGAAAACGAAAAGAAAAUCCGUGAUGAAACUGACAUUUACUGUAUUUACUUCGUUGCUGCUGGAGUUGGUGCUGGAGUUGCAACAUUCUUACAGAUUUACAUGUUUGGAGACGCUGGCGAAAAGCUUGUGAUGCGAAUCAGAAGUCAGAUGUUUGGCGCGAUGUUAAAACAGGAAAUUGGAUGGUACGAUAGGAAAGAGAAUGGCGUCGGUGCGCUUUGUGCAAAGUUAUCGAGUGAAGCAGCAAACAUUCAAGGUGCGACUGGUCAGCGUAUUGGUACCAUUUUCCAAUCGAUUGCUACUUUGGCUCUUUCGCUUGGUUUGUCGAUGUAUUACGAAUGGCGUCUGGGAUUACUGGCGUUAGCUUUUGCUCCGAUUAUUAUGGUAUCUGUAUUCCUACAGCAAAAGAUGAUGAUGAAUGAAACAGCUGGUUACAGAAAAAGUUUGGAGAAUUCGACAAAACUUGCAGUGGAAGCGGUGUCACAAAUUAGAACUGUUGCUUCUUUGGGUAACGAAUCUACUUUCCAUGGAAAAUAUGUCGAGGAGUUGUUACCGUACAUUAAAAAGGCGAAAUUCAACACACAUUACCGAGCUGGAGUUUUGAGUAUUGCCAGAAGUAUUAUGUUCUUUGCGUUUGCGGCUUGUAUGUAUUACGGAGGAUAUCUGAUUCGUACAGAUGACUUAUCAUACGAAAAAGUCUUAAAAGUUACACAGUCUUUGAUUAUGGGUACAAUUACAAUUGCCAACGCUUUGGCUUUUACACCAAAUUUCCAAAAGGGUUUGAUGGCUGCAUCUAAAGUAUUCCAACUGCUGAAAAGAGAACCCAAAGUCCAAGAUCCCACUAAUCCUAUCGUUGCGGAUUCAUAUUAUGGCGAUAUUAACUAUUCCUCUAUCGAGUUCAAGUACCCAACGCGUCCAGAUAUGAAAAUUCUACGCGGGUUGAAUUUGCUCGUGGGGCGUGGUAAGACCAUCGCACUUGUGGGUCCCAGCGGCUGUGGAAAGUCCACCAUCAUUCAAUUGAUUGAACGAUUCUACGAUCCUACCUCCGGCACUGUGUCCAUUAACAACAAGGAUGUGAAAUCGAUUACUCUCGCUGAUUUACGUGCAAAUCUGGGUAUUGUAUCACAAGAACCCAACUUGUUUGAUCGUACCAUUGGUGAAAACAUCGCUUACGGAGAUAAUUCUCAAGUGACCGAAGCGGAAGUUAUCGAAGCCGCGAAGCAAGCUAAUGUGCACAACUUUAUUGUUGGAUUGCCUUUGGGUUAUAGUACACCUCUGGGUGACAAGGGGACUCAAUUAUCUGGAGGUCAAAAACAGCGGGUGGCAAUUGCACGUGCAUUGGUGAGAAACCCACAAAUUUUAUUGCUUGAUGAAGCCACUUCUGCUUUGGACACCGAGAGUGAAAAGAUUGUGCAAGAAGCCCUGGACAAAGCGAAAGAAGGACGUACUUGCAUUACGAUUGCUCAUCGUUUGUCCACGAUUCAAAACGCAGAUGUAAUUUGUGUGAUUAACGAAGGGGUUGUACAUGAAUUGGGAACGCAUACGCAGCUUCUGGCCCAGAAGGGCAUGUACUAUAAUUUGCACAGAAUACAAAAUGGCAAACGUUGAAUACCCACCAUGAGGUUCAUAUAAAAAGUGAUUUGUGAUGUUUGUUCCUAUUUGCACCAGGUGUGCCAGUGUGCAUACUAGUGUAUUUGAAUGUUUGUGACAUAUUUAUUGUUAUGCUAUUGUUAUAGGUACACAUAUAUAAAUAUAUCUCCUGUAGAUAA
Molecule: messenger RNA, 4239 nt
Organism: Dalotia coriaria
Lineage: Eukaryota; Metazoa; Arthropoda; Insecta; Coleoptera; Staphylinidae
Product: ATP-dependent translocase ABCB1-like
Biological process (GO): transmembrane transport
Cellular component (GO): membrane
Molecular function (GO): ATP binding; ABC-type transporter activity; ATP hydrolysis activity
Source: RefSeq, a predicted model, not a curated record